Molecule: messenger RNA, 1776 nt
Organism: Pichia kudriavzevii
Lineage: Eukaryota; Fungi; Ascomycota; Pichiomycetes; Pichiales; Pichiaceae
Exons: 1
Coding region: 1-1776 (591 amino acids)
Source: RefSeq, a predicted model, not a curated record
AUGUCCAUAGACAGGAGCUACUACCGGACAACUGUGCUAGAUCCAGAGAGCUCUCUGCCAUUGUAUGUACUAGAUACCACGUUUUUCCCCCAAAAUGACGACCCGUGUUUCUUGGACGCCGUUCUUAAUAUCUACCCAGAAACACCACAUACGCUGAUUAUCUUUACAAAUGGUGUCAAACAGAUCGAUCUCUUGAGGUUCAUCAAAUCCCCCUAUCUGCGCAAAAUAUACCUUGUUCAUGGGAAUUGGCUAAUCAAAGGCAUUGCGGACGUGCUUACGAAGUUGACCAUAAACCCUUCAUCACCUAAACCUACAAUCGUUAAUUGCGAAAACAUAUCUUCCCUGGCCAAAUUUGUCGAUAUAACAAAGCUACCGAUAUCUUUGCAUACGUAUCUUAUUGAUAAAAUCCAAUAUAAGAAUCAAAGGAUCAUUAUAAACCGCCAUUUCGACCCCUUGUAUGGACAGCCGUUAUCCAUGUACACCUCCAACAAACUACCCCUCACUCAAUUCCAGAGAAUAUACAAUAAUCUUGUGGCAUAUUUGUCAAACCCUUCUUUAGAUAUACAAUUGACGGCCUCUGAUUGGACAACAAUCAUUCAAUGCUCUGCUCUAGAUAAUCAAACGAAAAUAUCAAUUGACAUUUUAAGUGAAUGUCUGAAAAGAGAUCAAAAAGUUAUAUUGAGUGAAUACUCCUUCUUGGAACAUUAUAUGAUUAUAAUCAAAUUCAUUUUGAAAUUGUCCAAUUCUAAUAACCCAUUGAUACCUGCACAGCUACUUAUUGAUACUAAUGUCAAUUUCAAAAAGUGCAAAUCAGUCAAUAAGUUCUUUAAUGAUAUAUUGACUCAUACACACCAGCUGCUGGAUAAAUCUCAGUUUCAACAUAUGGAAUGUUAUGACAAUUCUUACAUUCUCGUCAAGAUAUUUAAAUUGUUCAAAUUCCUGCUGAAUAAAUUACAAAGGGAAACCUUGAUAUUGGAACCAAAUGCGAAAAAUGUAUCCAAAUCAAAGGACAGACAAUCCUUAAGGUUGAUUCUAUCAUUUACCAAGAUUCUAUAUACCGAUAACGAGGAAGAUUUGACGUCUCAAGAUGACGAUGAUAUUGGGUUUGAUAACUUAUUCAAGUUGAUACGUUAUGUUAUGGAAGAAUUUGACAACUUGUCAAUCUUAGGAACACAGUAUAGGUUGGACGAUUUCAACAACCACAUAAGUAUGGAAGAUUUCUUGGCUUUUGAAAUAUUCAAGGACAAACAACUGGGACGAGAAAAUGAAUCUAAUUUGAUUCAUCCACCUACCAUUAAGGAGCCAGGUUCCCCUGUAAAACUAUCGAAAACAGUGAAGGAUAUAUCGGCGCCACCAACGCCAACCCCCUUCCCGGAAGCAACACCCCCAAUGCCUAGAAAUACAAAAUUAUCCGAUUCAAUGGAGUCUGAGAUUGACAAAGUCGCCGCUAGUGUGGAAAGCUUGGGAUUGAACGAUAUCGAUCUAUACAAAACACCAAAGAAAUCAACAAACGGCGAUGUAAUGAAUGAUCUGCUGACCCCCUUACCAGCAACUCAAACACUGGCUUCUCCAAUGCAUGGCACAAGUGUUGUUAAGAAUACCAAUUUACGGAAAUACACAGAGAAAGAUCUAGCUGUCCAACUCCAAGCAGAAGCUGCCCGGAAGGCUGAAUUAUUGAAGAGGGAACAGGCAAUUGAGGUAGAACGUGGCGUGCGUCGUGGUGAACGGAAAGUCAGUCGUUUGGCACGUCUAUAUGAGGAAAAAUAUAUGCAAUGA